This is a messenger RNA of Alternaria infectoria, 4824 nucleotides long. RefSeq lists its product as uncharacterized. Gene Ontology annotation, molecular function: guanyl-nucleotide exchange factor activity. Gene Ontology annotation, biological process: regulation of ARF protein signal transduction. The record is from RefSeq and is a predicted model, not a curated record. NCBI's taxonomy places the organism in Eukaryota, Fungi, Ascomycota, Dothideomycetes, Pleosporales, Pleosporaceae. The transcript is spliced from 5 exons. The coding region runs from base 1 to 4824 and encodes 1607 amino acids.
AUGUCGAGCACCGACGGCGACGAUCAUGUCGCGUCAACACUCCAGGAAACAAUUGUCGACCUGGACCCCCGACCUAUCACCGUCGCAGUCAAUCCAGUAGCCCUGGUGGUGACAGAAUGCAUUACCGUCACGUCGGCGAUGCGAAAGCAUGCCCGCUGGGCACAUUCCUCAGUCGCGGCCAUACUGGGCAGCUCUUCCAACAAGACACCGGCUGUGCAACGACGCGACCGCACGGGACAGGGCAUCAUAAGCGCGGGAGAACAAGAGGAGGCUGUACCGAGCAGAUGGGGCCUGCGGGGAAAGAAGGGCAAGAGCAUGCAGGACAACCCUCUCAUGUCUGCCUUUGCGCGCCUGAGGAACGACCUGAAGGGCUGUAAAGACAUCCGGGCCUUCGAUACCCCCUCCAUGCUCCACCCCUUCCUACAAGUCAUCCGCUCCUCCUCCACCUCCGCGCCCAUCACCUCGCUCGCCCUCAUCGCUAUUACCAAAUUCCUGUCGUAUGGCAUCAUCGGUCAUGACUCUCCACGUCUACCAGAAGCUAUGCAGCAGCUCUCCUCCGCCAUUACACACUGCCGAUUCGAAGCCAGCGACUCGGCUGCCGACGAGAUCGUUCUCCUUCGUAUCCUCAGGCUUAUGGAAGUCAUGAUCUCAGGUCGCGGAGGAGAGGUACUGGGCGACGAGAGCGUAUGCGAGAUGAUGGAGACAGGCUUGAGCAUGUGCUGCCAGGCGAGACUGUCAGAGCUGCUCCGACGCUCGGCAGAGAUUGCCAUGGUUUCCAUGUGUCAGGUCAUAUUCCGCAGGCUGAAGACGCUGGAGAUUGAAUCGCCAGAGGAGCUGGACGCCAUGGACGAAGAGUUGGAAGGAAAGGACGAGCAAGAUGGUCUGAGAAUGGAUCCAACCGCAAACGGCGAGGGAGACUCUGCACAGCACAAGGUCGAGGCGCUGCAGCAGCCAAUCGAUCCUGAGAAGGGACAUGAAGACAACGACAGUACCGCGAACCCUGCGAGUAGUACUCUAGAUCUACCAGCAACCGCGGCGGAUGGGCAGCCACAAGCCCCUCUCGAGAUCAAGCCGUACUCAUUGCCGUCCAUAAGAGAGCUGUUCAGAGUAUUGGUUGAUCUGCUGGACCCUCACGACCGCCAACAUACCGACACCAUGCGCGUCAUGGCCUUGCGCAUCGUAGACGUUGCUCUUGAAGUCGCCGGGCCGUCGAUAGCGAGCCAUCCCAGUCUGGCCAAUCUGGCCAAGGACACCUUGUGCAGGCACAUCUUCCAGCUCGUCAGAUCAGACAAUAUGGCCAUCUUGAACGAGUCAUUGCGAGUUGCUGGUACGUUGCUGGCGACAUGCAGGAAUGUGCUCAAGCUGCAACAAGAGCUCUACCUCUCGUAUCUGGUCGCAUGCCUUUUCCCACGGGUUGAGAUACCCAUUGAGCCGGGUAUCGAACCUUCAUUAUACGAAGGAGUUCCAAGUGCGCCCAGUCUAAUCAAGCAGCCGCCGCAACAAAAGAGCAACUCAAGCGGUCGUUCAACUCCAGUGCCUGUCAAGGAUCGGCAAAAGCUGGGGCUGGAAGGAGGCGCCCGAAAGCCGGAUGCUCGAGAGGCCAUGGUGGAGAACUUGGGUGGCUUGGUUCGGAUACCUUCCUACAUGGCAGAACUUUUUGUCAACUACGACUGUGAGAUUGACCGUGGAGAUGUCUGCAUGGACAUUGUUGGACUUCUCUCCAGAAACGCGUUCCCAGACUCUGCAACAUGGAGUACUGUCAAUGUACCUCCACUGUGUUUGGACGCACUGCUUGGCUUCGUGCAAUCUAUGGCAGAUCGCCUCGACGACGAGCCUGUGACUGAAGGCUAUCCAAGCGUUGAGUCACUCCGCGAGCAGCGGGCGCGCAAGGCGGUCAUCAUCCGUGGUGCCACUAAAUUCAACGAAAAGCCCAAGGCUGGUAUCGCCUAUCUGGCACAACAGGGAAUCAUCCGAGACCCAGAUGAUCCUAAAUGCAUCGCCGAGUUCGUCAAAGGUACUACGAGAGUCGAUAAGAAAGUAUUGGGCGAGUUCAUCUCGAAGAGGGGAAACGAGGCGCUCUUGAGCGAGUUCAUCAACUUGUUCGACUUCAAAGGACAGCGGAUAGAUGAAGCGCUUCGACAGCUCCUGCACGCCUUCCGUCUCCCUGGCGAAUCGGCCCUGAUCGAGCGAAUCCUGACAGAAUUCUCUGAGACGUACUUCAACAUGGUCAAGCCUGAGGGGAUUGCCAACGGCGAUGCCAUUUAUAUCCUCACAUACGCCGUCAUUAUGCUGAACACCGAUCAACACAACCCCAACUUGAAGACGAAACGAAUGCAGUUGGAAGAUUUCACCAAGAACGUUCGAGGUGUUAACAAUGGCAAGGACUUUGAACCUGAGUUCUUGCAAGGAAUCUAUGAUUCCAUCAAGAAUCGCGAGAUUAUCCUACCCGAGGAGCACAGCGAUCGAAAUGCAUACGACCACGCGUGGAAAGAGCUGCUAGUCAAGUGCCAGUCGACGUCCGACAUCGUCAUCUGCGACACCAACAUCUUCGAUGCGGACAUGUUCGCUGCCACAUGGAAGCCGAUCAUAGCAACCCUAUCCUACGUGUUCAUGUCUGCUACUGACGAUGCGGUCUUUUCCCGCGUUGUGCAGGGCUUUGACCAAUGCGCUCAAAUCGCUGCCAAGUACGGCCUUACUGAGGCUCUCGACCGUAUCAUCUCGUGCUUGUCGUACAUCAGCACAUUGGCGCCCGAUGUGCCACCAAGCACAUCGCUCAACACCGAGGUGCAAGCCGACAAGAAGAGCGUCAUGGUCAGCGAGACUGCUGUGCGAUUCGGUCGUGACGGUAGGGCGCAGCUAGCGACCGUAGUUUUGUUCCAGGUCAUCAAGGGUAACGAAGCAUCAAUAAGAGAUGGGUGGCAACAUCUUAUUCGCAUCAUGGUGAACUUGUUCGUCAACUCGCUGAUACCACCCUACUUCCUUUCUUUCCAGAAGACGCUCGCUCUAGCACCCAUACCACUUCAGAACCCAGCACAAGUCAUCGACCGUGCAGAGCGUCCAGCAGACACUGGCAUCUUCUCGGCCCUGACAUCAUAUGUGUCGAGCUUUGCCAAUGACGAGCCUCCGGAGCCAUCAGACCAAGAGAUUGAGUACACACUUUGUACUGUGGAUACUGUCAAGGAAUGUCACUUCGAAGAUAUCCUUGCGAACAUCAGCCAGCUGCCAGUGGAGUCUCUGCGGUCACUUCUGUCAUCUCUACUUGAGCAUCUACCCGAAGAUGGCUCACCUAGAGUCAUCGUUGUGAAACCGGAGAUACCCGGCGCAAGUCCGCGAACGACCGGUCCUAGACAGAAGGGUAAAGGCCCACUUUACGAUCCAAGUCUUGUCUUCGUCCUUGAGCUGGCGACUGUCCUAGCGCUUAGGGAUGAAGAGACUGUCAAGGAGCUUGCAAAGGAUGUAACAGAUGCUUUGGCGUCUGUCAUCCGCGACGCGCCUAAGCAUCACUAUGUGGUCAUUGCACGAUCGGUAUACUAUCUUCUGAGUCUGCUCAAAGCCAGCAAUGACUAUGACUUCAUCCGUGCGCCAGUCCUUAUGCACACGUUCUCCAGCUUCAAUGAUGCUCUGCUACACGAGUGCGCACAACCGAUUCUGAAGGGUCUGACAGACUGCUGCAAGGGUCCGAACGCUCUUCGCAGCGAACUUGCAGGAUCACCAGACUUCUGGACCAUUCUCAGCAGACUUUCAGGAGUGCCCGAUGCUGCUGGGGAUGUAUUCCAGCUCGUCGAAGACCUUACCACUUCGCCUCAACCUGGCAUUACUGCUGAUAACUACGAGGCUGCGAUUGCGCUUCUCAAUGAGUUCGCAACUGCAGCUCAAGUUGGAGCUCGAGAAGAGCAGUUGCAUGAUCAGGCUGCACGACGCAACAAGGGUCAGAAGCCUAAGAAGCUUGAGAGCAACGAAGUUGUCGUACGCGGCAGCACUGCUAUGAGCAUUGUCUUCCAACUUUCCAGCAGGGUGCCAAACUUUAUCGAACAGUCUCACCUUGAGACUACUGAAGCAUGGACCGCGUACUGGUCUCCUAUUCUCAAGACCCUCGCGCAUCAAUGCCUCAACCCUUGCCGCUCCCUACGCCAGCAAGCCUUCUCCUCACUUCAACGAACCCUUCUUUCCAACGACCUCGCCUCCCCCGAGCACCGAGAAUGGACCGCGAUCUUCAGCGAAGUCCUCAUACCCCUCAUCACCCAGCUGCUCAAACCAGAAGUCUACCAAUCUGAUCCACUGGGCAUGAGCGAGACUAGGAUCAGGGCCGCCACACUUCUGAGCAAGGUCUUCCUGCACUACCUAGUGCUGCUUGACGGCCUCUCAGGCGAAGAGAAUGAAGAAGGAGAAAAGAGCCUGUCUUUCGAAGACUUGUGGAUCACAAUAGUCGGCCUCAUGGAUCGCUUGGGCAAUAGCGGACAAGGCGACAUGGACGAAGCCGUUGCCGAGAACCUCAAAAACAUGCUUUUGGUUCUCAGCAAUGGCGGGUACCUUGCACCACCGGACGAAAACCCCAAACGAGAGGAACUUUGGCACGAGACGUGGAAGCGCAUCAACCGCUUCCAACCCAACCUCUUCGCUGAGCUGUUCCCAGAAGAAGCUGGAAAGCCUGCGAGACCGCGACCGAGUAAGGAUGAGCGGGCGGCGAAGGCUGAGCCGGUGAUCGAUGGCAGAGAAAUGGAUGUCGCUGAGAGGAAGAAGGGAGGUAGCAGUAGUGGCGAGACUGCGGAUGGUAGUGAGGACGGAGAGGAGGAGAAGGAGAAGGUGGCUGAGAAGGAAGGCUAG